Colletotrichum siamense is the source of this 756-nucleotide messenger RNA. Its product is annotated as putative proteasome subunit alpha type-3. Bases 1 to 756 code for a protein of 251 amino acids. Gene Ontology annotation, biological process: ubiquitin-dependent protein catabolic process. Lineage: Eukaryota; Fungi; Ascomycota; Sordariomycetes; Glomerellales; Glomerellaceae. Gene Ontology annotation, cellular component: proteasome core complex, alpha-subunit complex; nucleus; proteasome core complex. The record is from RefSeq and is a predicted model, not a curated record. The transcript has 4 exons.
AUGUCUCGUCGUUACGAUUCCCGCACAACCAUCUUCUCGCCGGAGGGCCGUCUCUACCAGGUCGAAUAUGCGCUCGAGGCCAUCUCCCACGCCGGCACUGCCAUUGGCAUCCUCGCCAAGGACGGAAUCGUUCUUGCUGCAGAGCGCAAGGUGACGUCGAAGCUGUUGGAGCAAGACACAUCCGCCGAGAAGCUGUACAUCGUCAACGACAACAUGCUUGCUGCCGUUGCUGGUAUGACGGCCGAUGCCAACAUUCUCAUCAACUAUGCCCGCCAGGCCGCCCAAAGAUACCUCCUCACCUACAACGAAGAUAUCCCCUGCGAACAGCUCGUCCGAAGACUCUGCGACCUCAAGCAGGGCUACACACAACACGGUGGUCUCAGACCGUUCGGUGUUUCCUUCAUCUACGCCGGCUGGGACCCCCGCAGACAAUUCCAGCUGUACCAGAGCAACCCUUCAGGCAACUACGGUGGAUGGAAGGCUACGGCCGUUGGUGCGAACAGAGCUAGCGCUGAGAGCUUGCUCAAGCAGGACUACAAGGAGGACUGCACCCUGAAGGAGGCAUGCGGUAUGGCGGUCAAGGUUCUGAGCAAGACCAUGGACUCGACAAAGUUGAGUGCUGAGAAGCUCGAGUUCGCCACGGUCGGCCAGACGGAAGAUGGCAAGAUCUACCACCGCCUCUGGACAGCGGAGGAGAUCAAGGAACUGCUGAAGGAGCACGACUUGGCGAAGGAUGAGUCUACGGAGGACAAAUAA